AUGUCUUCUCCGGCGGUGGAAGACCAUGCGCCGGUACGGAAUCGAGGCCCGGCCGUGCUCGCCGUGACGACGGCAACAUUGGCUUUGGCUUCAGUGUUUGUCGGCGCACGCAUGGUUUGCCGGUAUUUCAUCGUUCGGAGGGUCAGCUGGGAUGACAGGGUCAUGAUGGUGGCCUGGCUCAUUGCAUUUUUCCUCUCCUUCUCCAUCUGCUAUGGCGCCACUGUUGGGCUUGGAAAACACGAUGAUGAUAUCAGCGACGCCGAUUUACCGAAACUGCGACGAUUUGAAUAUGUCUUUUCUAUACUAUACAACCCCGCCCUCAUGGCAACCAAAACUGCGAUCUUAAUCUUUUACUUGCGUCUAGCCAAAAAUACCCAAGUAGUCCUGCGAUACGCCUCCUGGGCAACCUUGGCAGUUGUCAAUAUUGCCGGCAUCGUCCUGACGUUUAUGAACAUAUUUCAAUGCAAUCCAGUCGCCGCGGCUUGGACCAUUGAGACGGACAGUCCGUCGCGAUGCAUCCCGCUCCUGACCGAGUUCAUUUGCGCCGCACCAGUCAACAUCGUCACUGACCUGGCCAUCUUGGCUCUACCGAUCCCUGUACUGACUGGCAUGCGACUGCCUUCACGGCAAAAGACAAUUCUGGUCAUUACCUUCACUCUUGGUAUUUUCGUCACCAUUGUUGACGUUGUUCGCAUCUAUUACCUUCAAAAGGCCAUUUCAGACGUACCCACUGGUUUGACAAGCGACCCCGGCUCACGGUUCGGCGGCCACCAAGACUUCGCAUGGAAUGCAUCUCUGUCUUUCAUGUGGAGUGCAGUGGAGGUUAAUGUUGCUAUGGCUUGUGCCUGCAUCCCUACUUUGAAGCCGCUCAUCCUCAAGCUACUACCCGCUAUGUUGCAUGACCCAGACGGAACCAGAGUUUCUCGCACGACGAAAUCGAAUAGCGACCACGAAAUACCGCCGUCAAGACGUCUCGGGAGUGUCACGCGUGAGUCCAUGGCCACGCCAGAGUCAGGCACCGGCAGCAACCCGAGCGGUACAAAAUCCGAUUCGAGCAACGAGGCCCCCAUGACCGCCAUGGAAUUCCUGACAACGCCCGAUAUGAGAAACCUGAGUGAAAGAACGCACCCAGAUCUAACAGCUACACGCGCUCAGACAAAUGUUACAGCGUCUACCUCCUCUGUCGUGAAUGGCGUCUAUUUUGGAUUCGUCAACAUGACAAAGCCGAAGAGCAUGCUCCGUGCCAACGCAUCAGAAUCAUUCAAAUACUGCACCAUUGUGGCUAUUCUGUUUUUCCUAUGGGGUCUAUCUUACGGUCUCCUUAAUACGCUUAACAACGCCAUUGCAGUGGUCAACCAAAUGUCAACUGCUCAGACCCUCGGCUUGACUAGCGCCUAUUUCGGCGUUGGAUACUUCUUUGGGCCGUUGCUCGUCGGAGAAUGGAUCUUGCGGCGAGAUGAGCAUAACCGGUCCAAACGCCACGAAAGGAACGAGGCCGAAAAUGUGGGCGGCUACAAGGUCACUUUUAUUGUUGGGCUGUGCAUCUACGGCAUUGGCACCAUUAUAUUUUGGCCAUCAGCCGUGACCAACUCUUUUGGUGGAUUCAUGCUGAGUAACUUUGUUGUUGGCUUCGGCCUCUCCGUGCUAGAGGUGGCUGCGAAUUCUUUUAUGAUUCUCUGCGGACCACCUGAAUACGGCGAGACUCGACUUUUACUAGCUCAGGCCGUGCAGGCUGUCGGCAGUGUCGUUAGUGGUCUGCUCGCCCAAAAGGUAUUCUUCACCGGAAUCAGCCAGGACAGCCUGAGUGAUUCGAACAGUAUGACGCUCAUCAACGUGCAAUGGACAUAUCUGGGCAUUACCCUGCUAUGCGUUGUGCUGGGUUUAUUUUUCUUUUACAUGCCGCUACCAGAGGUCAGCGAUAGCGAGCUCGAGUUUGCUGCUAAUAAACUUCCCAUCGACACAACGAAACGAAGCAUCGGUGGCCUCCAACUGCGAACCGUCAGCCUAGUACUGGCUGUAUUCGCGCAGUACAUGUACGUUGCCGGCCAGGAAAGCAACAGCAUAUAUUUUCGCAGCCUUCUUCUUUCGAUCCUCCCGAAUCCACCCAACGGCGCCGAUGCGGUAUCCGGUACCACCACAUCCGGCUCUACGAGCGAUCCCGAUAAAGCACCCGGUAUGGCUCUCUCGAUCCCAGACUACCUGCUCGUCGCACAUAGCAUAUUCGCCGCGUCCCGCUUCCUCGCGGGAUGCCUCGCGUACUUUUCGGUCUCCAAUCGUCGGCUCCCGCAGCCACGUACCGUUCUCACUAGCUGCAUCCUGUCAUGUUUUCUCUUGGCCUUGCUUCUGGUCGUGUUGCGCCCGCCUCAACCCGAACUGCUCGUCAUUCCUGCCUUGCUAUUUUAUUUUGCCGAGGGGCCUAUCUGGCCUCUCCUUUUUGCUAUUGGCCUCCGCGGCCAAGGGCGUCGAACGAAGCGAGCGGCAGCUUUUAUAACCAUGGGUGGUUCUGGGCCUGCUUUCUUCCCGUUCAUUAUGUACGCCAUCAUUGACAACGGCGGCAGCGUGAAAACGGCAUACAUUAUCAUUGUCGCACUGCAGGUUGCUAUGGUAGCGUAUCCUAUAUUCCUGCAAUUCUCCCGUGAUGCGAAGCAAUUAGUCGACCCCAACCCGGAUGUCCGAGCGGCCCUGGAGCAGCACUGGGAAGCUAGGUCAACGGAUGAAGUGGUGAACAGUCAACAAAAUUAUGGAGCGAAUAGUUUCUUCGCAAUGAUCUCUCAGCAGUUGAAGCGUGGUGAAAGGCGGAAAUCGUCUCUGCCACAAGUCCAACAUAACGAAGCGGUUGCAUCGUGA
Molecule: messenger RNA, 2847 nt
Organism: Metarhizium album ARSEF 1941
Lineage: Eukaryota; Fungi; Ascomycota; Sordariomycetes; Hypocreales; Clavicipitaceae
Product: L-fucose permease
Exons: 1
Coding region: 1-2847 (948 amino acids)
Source: RefSeq, a predicted model, not a curated record